This is a messenger RNA of Drosophila arizonae, 1014 nucleotides long. RefSeq names its product venom allergen-1-like. The record is from RefSeq and is a predicted model, not a curated record. Lineage: Eukaryota; Metazoa; Arthropoda; Insecta; Diptera; Drosophilidae.
UUCCUCAAAUUUUUAAUGAAGAUUCUUGCGUUACGGCUGCUGCGAUUGCUGCUGCUGUUGAUUCUGCAGCAAGCCCGCGCCUUUAAUUUCUGCAAUAAUAAGCAGGGCUACUGUGAGUUGGCCCAAUCGAAGCACUUCAUGUGUCGCCUCAGCACGGAGAUGAAACCAAUCAACAAGAAUAUCAAGCUGGUGGUCGCCAUACCGGACACGUACCUAUUGCGUGAACGUAUAAUACAAUAUCAUAACGAAUUUCGUAAUGCUAUGGCCUCUGGCGUCUUGAAAAAUAAAUAUAAAGAAUAUUUUCCGCCUGCCGGUAGCAUGCGGGAGCUCAUCUGGGAUUUGGAGCUGGCGUACAUGGCGCGUACGCAUGUUUCCACCUUAUCCUUUAGGCAUUCGAUGUGCCGUGCAGUAAAGCGGUUUCCAAUUGUCGGCGAAAGUAUGAGUAUGGUGAUUGCAAACACAAAGCAUAUCAAUCUGACCAAAUUACUGGACCUAACACUCAGGGAAAUGUUUUAUGAAUAUACGACAUGUCCAAAACCCAAAUCGUUUGUGACUAAAUUCAAUAUUGCCAUGUUUCAUGACACCAUUGGCCACUUGGCGCUCAUGGUCAAUGAUCGAGUCUCAAGGGUAGGCUGCGGCUUUGCUGUUGCCAAAUACUGCAAUAAGCUGCAGAAAACAGGCUAUUGCUAUUUGAUGACCUGCCACUACAAUUACAACAUCAUUGCGGGCACACGUAUCUAUAAGCAGGGCGCGCCCGCUUCGGAUUGCAAAAGAUGGGAGACCUCGCCCAGUGUCAAUUAUUUAAAUCUAUGCGCCAAUACCGGCAAAAUAUUUCGCACUAAAACCGAGGAGGACAUAAAUUACAUGGAAAGCUUGAGGCCGAAGAGUUAGUGCGAUUAACACACACUAUUUCUUGUUUGCAUACCUUGCGUGUAUUGCCACCUGAUUUAAAUACCUUAAAUUAUAUCUAACAUGAUUUCCGACUACUUACCAAAAUUUGUAAGAAAACAAUAA